This is a messenger RNA of Fusarium venenatum, 222 nucleotides long. Lineage: Eukaryota; Fungi; Ascomycota; Sordariomycetes; Hypocreales; Nectriaceae. The record is from RefSeq and is a predicted model, not a curated record.
AUGUACACUGAGGCCGGACCGUCUGACACUGGGUCAUCGGGUCAGGCUGAUGUAGACCAGUCAAUGCAAUACGGUUGCCAGGACAUUGCAAAGAACCGCGAUUUCGUUCAGAUACGGGUUAAAGUUAAUGGAAGAAUGCCGGAAACAUCAACAGCAGACUCUUGGUUCAGUCUUUCCGCUCGGUCUCGAGCUCCACGGAAUCCGGAGUCGACCAGCCUAUGA